Molecule: messenger RNA, 5033 nt
Organism: Lymnaea stagnalis (great pond snail)
Lineage: Eukaryota; Metazoa; Mollusca; Gastropoda; Lymnaeidae
Source: the annotation of a GenBank genome assembly
GAUCUCAAUGAGUGCCACAAUGACAGCAAAGUUUGUGUGGAGAAUUCACAAUGCAGAAACACAGAGGGCUCCUAUGAAUGCAUCUGCUGUGCUGGCUUUUUGUGGAAUCCUGAAACGCUGAGCUGUGAGAGAGAGUUUAUAAGUGAGUUUGGAUAAGAAUAGUUAACACACAGACCUCAUUUUUUAACCGUUCCUUAUCUUGGUGCAUUGAUGACGUCAGCAAACUUUAAUGUUUAGAAUUAGUUAAAUGACACACCAAUUGCAACACAGAUACAACUUGAAAUAUUACAGAAAUUAUGAGUUUGCAUCCAUUAAUAAUUAUUGCAAAUAUGAUUUUUUCCUUUACAAAAAAAAAAUACUUUAUGUCAAUAAAUUAUUGUAAAACAAUCAGACCUCAUUGCUUCAAGCUAAAUCAAUGCAAAAGAUGUAUUUUUGCUCUUAAAUUUUUUUCUAUAGAUAUAAAUAAGAGAAAUAUUUCAUAUUUUAAUAACUUUUUUAAAUUUAAAAUUUUGAUUUUGAUUUGUGUUUUCUAUUUUAAAUGACACGUUUACAUUUAGACUACAGUUCUUUCUUGUACAACAUUCCCCUGACAGUUGAUAAGUUCUGAUGUUUUGAUCUUCUCAACAACACCAUAAGCCUUAAUUAAAAAUGGACGACACAAAAUUUCAUUGUUUGUUUGUCUUUGUUCCCUGCUCAGGUUUCCCAACACUCCCGGAUAACUCCACCUGCUGUGCACUAUGCACCGAUACUGUUUGUGAGGAAUCUGAAAGUCUUCCAAGCCCAAUCUGUUACACAGAGGACGGUCAACGUACCCAGUUCCCGACAUACAAGCGAAUGUACCAGGAGCGCUGCAUUAGCAAUCUCCCAUUGAAUAAUGAGAAUAUCAUAAAAGGAAAGUGCCCACGAGAUAACCCUGUACCUUCAAAUGGAUCAGGUAAUAAAUAUGGUAGACUAUUGCUCUAUAUCAGCUGGAUUUAUAUGAAAGGAAACAACAUUUCACACUUAGUUUUUUUUUACGGUUCUAUAAUCGUAAAGACCCGAAUUCCCAUUUCAAAAGAAAGAAAGAAAAGAAAUUCUGUUUCUUUACUGAUAAUUGUUUUUUUCCCCAAACACUUUAAUUUAGAUGCCCCUUAUUUACACCACUGUCUAAUACCUUGCAACAAACUAAAAAAUGUUCUGAAGAUACAUUUUAAAUUAUCUUUGAUCAUAAAUGUUGGAUACUAUUUUUCUGUUUUUCCAAAUUUUUUUGAAUCAUUGAAGAGAACAAAAAAUAUUGAAUAAAAAAAAUUAAGCAAUGAUUAAUUGGUACUGACAUGUGGAGCUUCAAAUAUUGUUGAUGCUAAGCUCAUAAUAAGCUUAUAGGAAUGUUCAUUCUUUAUAGAGCUUUUGAAAUUAAGUUUUUGAAAGGUUUUUUUGGAGGUUUUUUUUCAUAAUUAUUUCCCUUUAUAAAAUGUAGGUCUAAAAACAAUUUUUAACUUUACACAUAAAAUGAUUGAAAGGAGUAUGCGAAAUAGUAGUUUAAUUUCUCAAACACUUACCCAAAAUAUUUUUACAUAAAUAACCUAAUUAUUAUUUAAUUUCUUUUCUCUCUGUGGCCAAGGUUCAGAGAAAAACUGUGGUCUCCCAAGUGUAAUCAUGAAAUACCAAUUUUAUUUGUUUUAUCCGGUGUUGUGUUGCUGAGGCAAAAAUCUAGAGAGUAGUCCACCUUGAUUUUUAAACUCAAAUAUUAAAUAAGAAAAUACAAUUUUUUUAUGUUUCCUUCUAAGGUCUGCCACCUUUACCUACUUCUUGUGAUGACCCUACAAUUUGCAGUGCUCUUGCUCCACCACCCCCAGGUAUAGCAGAAGGUAAGAUCUUUAUUUACCACCUUUGGUUUAAAAUGUACAUCUUAAUAAAACAUUAUAUGUACAUUUAUUCAUAUUAAUUCUCAUUGAACAAAUUUUAAAAUGUGUAGGGCCUAAUUGUUUUAUUUAAAUUUAUUUUUAAAUGAAACCUAAUAUGAUUGUUUAGUGCAGAAGACUUUGGGUGUGAGAUGAUGCGGAUUAAUCCAUGUUCAUUAGUUUAUAUGUAUUUAACCAGGCCCAGUGUGUGGACCAAGCAAUGCGGAAUCACCAAAGAGCUACCCAACCUACUGUGACAUGGUAAAAGCCGUUUGCAAGUCUUCUGGGGGACCAACUAGUUUGCCAAGGGACUCUGCUAUAAAAGCUUCCCCAGGGGAAUGUGGCAAAGGAAAUGGUCCACCGAAGCCUCAGCUGCCACGUAAGCUAACAACUUAUUAUGCUUUAUCUUUCACCUCCAAGUUAAAAAAACGAGCUUGGCUUAUAAUUCUAGUUUUUAUCAUUUGAGAAGAGAUAUCGAUAUAUGCACCCAAAUUUACUCAUUUUUGCUGGGUAAUAGUCUUACAUUAUAAAUUUAUCCUCAGCUUCAGAGCCAAUCUUCACUCCAUGGAGCCCAUACAGCCAAUGCUUGUUUACGGACAAGCUCAGAAAUUGUGGUGAGGGCACCCAAGUUAAAAACAGACAAGUGGCUCCAUACGAUGACUUCAGGCCUGUGCGUCAAGUAGAGCCCUACGAGACCGGUGCAAGCCGGCCUUGUUUUGUAGCUUGUGUUAAUAUUUUGACUGGUAAGUCUUCACCUGAAAAGUUAACUCUAUCUCUUAUAUAUAUUUUGCUUGUGGUUCGUCCUGCUUCCGCUUCAAAACCAGCACCCUCCCACUACUUAACAAGUUGUAUAUUAAUAGUACUGAGUGAAAAAAAAGUCUGUCACACAGGGAGCUUCAUGUGUGACAUCUGAACUGAGGUAAAUAGUUUGAAAGGCAAUGCAUUCUCACUAUGACAUAAGACAGUGGAUUUCAUUGCAUAUUAUAGAAAAUGAGAAGUUUUUUUUUUUUUUUUUUUUUUUUUUUUUUUUUUUUUUUUUUUUUUUUUUUUGUUCCCCUUUGUUUUUUUUUUUUUGCAAUACUUGGACCUACUAGGUAUUUUCUCAAAAUACCUGGACCUGGUAUAAAAAAAUUGCACCUGGUUAAUCCCUAUUUUGUUAUGAUUCAUGUAGUGCUAAGCUGGUAUUUCAACAAUGAUUGAUCCCCUUUGAUAGAUUUCAUUACAUUUAAAUUUGUCUGAACAUUUUUUGGAGUAUCAAGGACAAGCUUAAUCUGUCUUUCUUAAAAUCAAUGAACAUAAAGAGAUUAAUUUCUUUUUGGUCAAGUGACUUAACCAGGGUUAACGCCACCUGGGAUGGGUCAAGAAUUUUGCGCCUCCCAAAGGUGUUAAUAAAUUCCAAUUUAUAUGCACUGAGAAGAAGAAUAAUGAGACAAAGCAAUGCCUCCCUUUAAAAUUUCAUAGUUACCUUGACAAUUGAUCAACAACAAUUCCAUGAUGCGUUCAGAUAAGAUAAAAAAAAAUUCCAUGGUGAGUUCAGAUAAGGUAAACCACAAUUCCAUGGUGAGUUCAGAUAAGAUAAACAACAAUUUACCUGCUUGCACAUUUUAAUUUCUACCUUAUAAUGUUUGUGUGUUUCACAGGCGCCCCAGAGGGACUCUGCCCUGAACAGAGUUUAUGUAACGAGGUUGACCCAGUGUGUGGCUCUCUAGGAGCAGGUGCUGCCAAGGAAUUCAAGAGUGAAUGUGAACUAAACAUUUCUGCCUGCCAGGCUUCCAAAGUGCCACAUAAACUCUACUCAGGCAGCUGUGACCCCGAAGAUGGUAAGCUAACAUUACUUUAAUUAAACAAUUUAAGUGUCAGAUUUUGUUGGUUGUAUAAAUUAAUUCAUAAUAUUACUAAGUGAAAACAAGCCUGUAUAUUGAUUUGUAUAGUAUUUACUGGAAACUAUAACAUCAAAGUGAGUUUUUAAAAAAAUUCGUUGUCAUAACUCAUUGAAAUAUGUUUAGGCCACUUCAAAUUAAAACACUGAGCAUUCUAGAUUUACUCUCGCAUUUCUCAAAGCCAUUGGCACCACUGAGAAAUAAAAAAAAUCGACUUUAAAUAAAUCUUUUAAUAUGCAAUGUACUUUUUAAGUCUGGAUUUGUUCAUUCAUGAUUGACUCAUGCACUUGAAGAUGUGAUGAGAUUUUAUACGACUAUGCCUUGAUUGGCUGUCACUGGCAUUCAAUUCACAUCCCAAUUUUGGCAGGCUCUGCUCUGCGGCGCUACUGUGAGGAAGCCGGGCCUGUUCAAGUCGCUGUUAAGUAUGACAUCGAGAAAGAUGGUGAGCACUGUGUGGGUGAGCCCGUGACCAUCGGGUCCUGCGGGGACCUGCUCUGCGAGGGGGAGGCCGGCACAUGUUGCAAGGCCACUAAGUUCGAGCAGAUCCAGGUGGAUGUCCAGUGCUACAGUCUCAGCACCAAGCAGCCCAUCAGCCAGAUCAAACAUGUUGUAAGUAGUUCAAUCAUUUCCCAUCUCUGUCCAAGUGCAUUCCAAGAGUUAGGUUAGCUGAGGAAAUUUAAAAUUUUAUAAAGGAGACUUCACUAUAAUGGGACCUUCUGAGUCUAAUUUUCAGAGACUUAACUCACACUUGGAAGAUAUGGGUGGGACUGGAAUGAAUAGGCCUACCAUCCAUAACUAUAACAUGGAGUAAAGCAAUGCUUUGAAUUGAAUCCAUUGGCAUUGGUUGGGGUCUACCUAAGACUGCCUUCUCCUUUCUUUUGUCAAGCAUACUGGUUAAAUAGUUUUUAAGUUUGUGUUCCAUAACAUUUGAACUCUUUUCUAAUUUAUUAUUUUAAUUGCUUUAGAAGACAGCAUUUCGAUCAAAAUUUAGAGUAAACAUAAGCGAAUAAAUAUUGCAUCAUUUAUUUUUAAAUAGUUAUUUUCUUCCAUAAAACUAAUGCUGCUUCUAGCUAAUAAAUACAUGUUUGUAAUUGGAUUGAAUAUAAAAUACUUAUGAUUGUAAGACUAUUCAUGUAAUGCUAAUAUCCUCAUUUCUGACAGCAUGUUUAAUUCUCCACAGUACAUCUCGGCCAUAGAAUGCCAGUGUCAAGCCGGCAGUCCAUAAAAUAAUGGAUCACUGUUAGCUGUAGGAAUAUAAGAAUGUAAUUGCUGU